ACCGCCCCGCCGCUACUCGGUAGUCCUAUCGUGUCCAAUCGUACGUGUGCGAUUAUAGAACUCGCGCACUCUAUCUAGUCUUUAUAUCUCUAUGAAUCUAUCCGAUGAGUGAAUUUCUGAACGCAGCCAUGUAUUUCAAUAUUGGCAGUAAACAUUGAAACGCAACCCUUACAUUGAUGUGCAUUCGAGUGUAUUCGUGAUACGGUAGAUGUCAAUGAUGAGACGAUCAAAAUUGUUUAAACCGCAUUUGUUAAGGAAAAACUAAAAAAAUGGGAGGAAUAAAUUGGAGCGAAUUAUUUCCAGGAAGAUGGAGUCCUGUCAUUUUCACUUCUUACAUAGCUCUUUUUGUAAAUCAAGGUAUUCUUGUGACAUGGUCUCAGAAAAGUGGUUAUUAUGAAUAUAAUAUUGUAGCAGUUGUGUUGAUGACAGAAUUUUUAAAAUUAAUUAUAUCUACAGUACUUUACUGUAAAAACAAUAAUAUUCUAACUCUUUUCCACGAGAUAAAGAAGUAUAAAACAGUGCUGUUAUUAUACAUGAUACCAGCUUUUUUAUAUUGUUUAUAUAACAAUCUAGCUUUUGUUAACUUAGCUAGAUUUGAUCCUACAAGUUAUUAUGUCUUGCUUCAACUUCGUGUUGUGUUAACAGGAAUCAUAUUUCAGGUUAUUUUCAACAAAAAGCUAUCUAGUAUACAAUGGUUCUCACUGUUGAUUCUGACAGUAGGUUGUAUGAUAAAGCAUUUUAAUGUUCAAGUUCUUAAUCAAGAAUUUCAUGUAAAUAUAUCGUUGGGUUUUAUUCUUAUACAGACAACAUGUUCUUGCUUAGCUGGUGUAUAUAACGAAUAUUUGCUUAAAAAGCAAGGUGCAGAGAUCGACAUUUUUGUACAAAAUAUAUUUAUGUAUAUUGACAGUAUUAUCUGCAAUAUUAUAGCGAUUAUCUUAUUAAGUACAUUCGAAAUCAAUACAUUUAGUAGCGUUAGUAUCAAUGCGUCUCUGCAACCAAAAGUAAUAUUAAUUAUGAUAAAUAAUGCAUUAGUUGGUAUAAUAACAAGUUUUUUUCUAAAAGCCUUAAACUCUAUAUUGAAAACCUUUGCUAGCGCGAUGGAAUUGAUUUUUACAGCGGUGUUGUGUUGGAUUUUGUUUGGCAUACCUAUUAACACAAAUACUGUUAUUUCUAUAGCUAUGGUAAGUUUUGCCGUUGUUAUAUAUUCAAGAAAUCCUGUACAAAAUGCUCCGCUUAAAGAGAAAACACCAGAAAAUUCAAGACUUUUGACGUCAAGCAUAGUAUAAAUUUUUUUAAAACAAUGUAGAUGUUAAGGACAAUUUACGAAAGCAAUGUCUUUUAUCAUAAUAUUAAGUAAUUUGUUUUUAUGCGCAAAUUGUGCAAGAUACAAAUUCAUUUUUCUACAUCACGUGUACGAUAUUAAUAUAUAUACAAUGUA
Messenger RNA from Pseudomyrmex gracilis, 1438 nucleotides. RefSeq names its product CMP-sialic acid transporter 2 (gene senju). The record is from RefSeq and is a predicted model, not a curated record. Gene Ontology annotation, biological process: pyrimidine nucleotide-sugar transmembrane transport. Gene Ontology annotation, molecular function: UDP-galactose transmembrane transporter activity. The coding region runs from base 270 to 1286 and encodes 338 amino acids. Gene Ontology annotation, cellular component: Golgi membrane. The transcript has 6 exons. Lineage: Eukaryota; Metazoa; Arthropoda; Insecta; Hymenoptera; Formicidae.